GUGUAACCAAGGUAGAUUAUGGAGAUAUAUCAUCAAGACUUGGUCUAAGACACAAACUACAAUGCAAACCUUUCUCUUGGUACCUAGAGAAUAUCUACCCUGAUUCUCAAAUUCCACGUCACUAUUUCUCCUUGGGAGAGAUACGAAAUGUGGAGACAAAUCAGUGUCUAGACAAUAUGGCUAGAAAAGAGAAUGAAAAAGUUGGAAUUUUUAAUUGUCAUGGUAUGGGAGGUAAUCAGGUUUUCUCUUACACUGCCAACAAAGAAAUUAGAACAGAUGACCUUUGUUUGGACGUUUCUAAACUUAAUGGCCCAGUUACCAUGCUCAAAUGCCACCACCUAAAGGGCAACCAACUCUGGGAGUAUGACCCAGUGAAAUUAACCCUGCAGCAUGUGAACAGUAAUCAGUGCCUGGAUAAAGCCACAGAAGAGGAUAGCCAGGUGCCCAGCAUCAGAGACUGCAAUGGAAGCCGGUCCCAGCAGUGGCUUCUUAGAAACGUCACCCUUCCAGAAAUAUUCUGAGACCAAAUUUAUAGAAAAAAUUAAGAAUUGACUGGGCUACCUCAGCAUACAUUUCUGCCACAUUCUUAAGUAGCAAAAAAGGAAAGUGCUUUCCUCCUCUGCGGGAUGUAAGGUUUAUCAGCCACUAAAACUUAGACUCUUUUAGCUUUUCACUAGCUGUGAACCAGCCUUCCUGUCCAAGGACGUGAAACUGCAUAGGAGUGAGACUGCACACUGAUGUUUACAAGAUUGAAAGCGUUUUUCAUCAGGAGUCGUGGGAAAGAAUAUCCAGACAAUUGAACAGUCAACAAAAUGUGCUUUCUGGAGAGUGCCACCUUCUAAGGUUUGCCUGCACAUCAGUAAUUUCUGCUGAAUGUGCUGUCAUAAGGAAAAGAUUUCAACAAUUAAAAAAAAACUAUUAAACAGGGUUUAAAGGAAAUUAAAACAGAACUAUGAGAAAGAAGUACAAUUUGUUAUAGUAUAGUAUCAAAUUUCUAUAUAGAUUUUAUACCUCAGUGGGGAAAAAUAACUGAUUCCAAUGACAUUCAUUUUGUUUUCAUCUGUGAUAGUCAUGGAUGCUUUUAUUUUCCUUGGGGUGCUGAAAAUGAGCUGGGAAAAAAGCUCUUCGAACAUAGUUUUAAUUUCUUUCUAUAAUAUUUUCAUUUGGUUUGUGGGCUGUUGAAAUUGUAAUUUUUAAUUACCUUCUAAAAAUGGAGAUUUAACAUAAUCUCUGAUCUCAACUGAACCAGUUCGGUAUCUCAGUUGCUCUUGGGUCAACUGGCUUAUAGACUUGCGCACACAGACACACACACACACACACACAUGCGCACACGCACGCACACAUGCACACACACAUAUGUACACGCACAUACAAAUUUCUUACCACAUUUUCACCUUCUUAACUUCAUUCACCGAUUAUGCUUAAUACCCAAGAUUCAUACUACUGUCCUACAGAUUUGUCUUCUCAGCAAUAAAUCUUGAGUUCAGUUCCUUGUUUAUGAUUCCAUUUAACAAAAGGCUUACAAGGGAUGGUUUAUUUUUUGGAGAUUUGGAGAUAAUAUAUGAUGGUUUUGAAACCGUUUUCACUCCAUACGCAGGUGUGCUUCAUUGUCAAGUGCAUAGUUAGACUAGAUUCUUGAAUUGUAACAUUGAUCUGCUGCUUUUUUUUUUAAAUAAAAUUUGACUGAAAAUGUUUAAUUGGCAUUUCUUAAUGAGUUAGUCAAAGAAGUGCAGCUGUUAUUCCAUAUUGUCCUGCAUUUCUUCCCUAAAUUCCAUUUGGGUUAAAUUGAUUUGUUUUUCUCUGAUUAUUUUAAUAUCAAAAAAUAAAAUAAAAAAGAACUCCUGAAUAUCAAUUAAAAGUCAGUGUCCAUUACAAGAUAAUUUUUUAAUCUCAUAAAAAAUCUUGGGACAUUUUUCACCAAUAGCUAAAGCAAUCCACUGGCAAAAAUGCAUGUAUUCUCCUUCUCGUUUGUUAGAUUGUAUUUAAUGGUAUUCUUUUCUUCGGUUAUCAGAGACUCUCACUGCAGGCAGUGCUAUUUCUUGUGCCCAAGAAUGUUUCUGAAAGUUACAUCAUUUAAUGAUUCUUGCCAACUUGAGCAUACACAGUUUCUCAUAUCCUAUUCAAGUUAAUCAACGUCAAGCACAUGAAUGCUUUAGGGUGAGGCUAUCAUGCAGAGUUCAAGAACUGUCCCUGGGAGAUUCAAAAUCAUGCAGGUGCUGGGUGGAAUUUUAUUUCCUACUCUGUGAGUUGUGUUAAUUCUAUUCAGUAGGCCUAAUGCUUGAAUAAAUUGGUUAUCUAAUCAAUAAAUUAUUUUCAUGCUCAGAACUUCAAGUUUUUGUAUUCCAGCAUAGCUUGGUCUUAUUCAUUAUUGUAAGAAAGUUUUAACAGCAUUGUAAAUUAAGGUUUUGUUUUUUAAGUGGGUAUGUGAAGUGAUUUAAUUCAUGGGUACUUUUCAAACCUGAUAGAUAAUCCCAUUGCCUUUAUUUUUCUAAUUAAAAUAUUCCUAAAUAUUUGUAAAAUAUAAACUAUUCCUCAGUAGUUGUGCCUUACAUUGGUUUUAUUUGAAGUUAAAAUGGAUCUCUUUACA
Castor canadensis (American beaver) is the source of this 2587-nucleotide messenger RNA. NCBI's taxonomy places the organism in Eukaryota, Metazoa, Chordata, Mammalia, Rodentia, Castoridae. The record is from RefSeq and is a predicted model, not a curated record.